Cydia amplana is the source of this 2815-nucleotide messenger RNA. RefSeq names its product cell division cycle protein 27 homolog (gene Cdc27). The record is from RefSeq and is a predicted model, not a curated record. The coding region runs from base 153 to 2285 and encodes 710 amino acids. Gene Ontology annotation, biological process: protein ubiquitination; anaphase-promoting complex-dependent catabolic process; cell division. Gene Ontology annotation, molecular function: protein binding. The transcript is spliced from 4 exons. Lineage: Eukaryota; Metazoa; Arthropoda; Insecta; Lepidoptera; Tortricidae. Gene Ontology annotation, cellular component: anaphase-promoting complex; cytoplasm.
AUCAAACCAUAGACAAUUAACAAACUGAAAUGAAAAUGUCCGUCUAAUGAUACGUUUUAUCUUUAUUUUGUGACUAUAAUAAUCGUUGGUUGCGAUGUUGAAUAUUUGCUUUGGGAGUGUAUAGAAUCCUAAAGCUUUAUAAUAUCAUCAAAAUGAUUGUCCAAGAACCUAUACAGGUUAUCAUUUGGGAUUGUUUGAACAAUUAUGAAUAUGACAACGCUAUAUUCUUGGCCGAAAGAUUACAUGCUGAAGUUGGAUCAGAAGAAACAGCUUUCCUUUUGGGAACAUGCUACUACAGAUGUGCGCGGCUGAAUGAGGCUCACCACUUGCUACAAAAUAUACCACUGACCAUACCCCAGGCGAGGUUCCUUCUGGCAAAGUGUUCUAUAGAAUUGAAAAAUUACAAAGAUGCAGAAGUGGUAUUGGGAUCCAACAUUGAGAUGGUGGCGUCUGAAUUUGGGGAACAGGCUCCAUAUGCACUGCAACUCCUCGCCCACAUCUUCAACAUCACAGAGAGGAGAAGUAAAGCCACGGACGCACUCCGGAAGGCUCUAUCACUCAAUCCAUUCAUGUGGAGCUCUUUUGCGGAUUUGUGUAAUUUAGGUGUGAAAGUAGAUCCACAUCAAGUAUUCCAAAUGAAUAACACUGACUUUUCAUUUGGUGUGACCACAUUUGUGAAUCUAGUCAACAACUCUGAAAAUAUUUCAUUUGUUAAUAGCAACAUUCCUAAUAAUACUAGUAUCAGUAUGAAUGCUAAUGUGACUCCAAUGAAUAAUGUGGCUCCUCGGAGUCCUAUGACCAUGUCCACCAGCAUCACACCCGAGACGCAGGCCCCUGUGAAACGUAUGCACAGUGUCUUUAGUGGGCUAGCACCAAUACAAUUCUCCCCCUCAUUUGGUAUGUUACCAAUGGAAGAAUCUCCCGUUUUGUAUACUCCCACACUCACCGACUCAAAUGAGCAAAAGGCCAUACCUAAAAUAGUAAACUCCUUAAGAGCACAAAUGGGGCAGCUAAAAGAUGCAGUAUUCAGUCCUACACCUAGAUGUACGUUGGGCCCGGCCCCUCGGCGGUCAUCGCGGCUAUUCAGCAACAACAGUAGUUAUUCAGUUAAAGAGAACAACAAAUCACCGAGCAGAAAGUUUGUAGCACCUAAAAGUCCGUCUAGGAAAAAUAAGCAGCGGACUGCUAAAAACAACAUCAAAACAAAUUCUGUUGAAACUAAUGAGAGGUCGAAAUCUAUAGAAACAGUAACACCCACUCUUACGCCAAAGAGCUCUAAUGGAGUAGCAUUAUUAAAUUUAAUGAGAGAGUUAGGAGAUGCUUACAAGGCAUUAGCAUUCUUGGAUUGUAAAAAUGCUAUCAAACUAUUUCAAGAUAUACCCGCUAAGCAGUUAGCAUCACCGUGGGUUCAGACUAUGAUUGCUCGGGCACAUUAUGAGAUGGCUCAGUAUGAAGCUGCAGCAAAAGUAUUUGCAGAAAUAAGGAAAACCCAUCCUUGUCGGACUGAAGGAAUGGAUAUUUAUAGCACUUGCCUGUGGCACUUGCAGCGCGAGGCACAGUUGUCUGCAUUGGCUCAAGAGUUAGUAGAAAUGGAUAGGAGCGAUCCUAUUGCCUGGUUGGUAUCCGGCAACUGUUUCUCUCUUCAUAAAGAACGAGAAACUGCUCUUAAAUUCUUUAAAAGAGCUGUUCAAAUGGAUCCCUACGCAUCUUACGCCCAUGCUUUAUUAGGACAUGAGUAUGCAGUAGCCGAGGAAACAGAUAAAGCACUCGCUAGCUUUAGAACUGCAGUCAGUAUUGAUCCCCGUAAUUAUGUAGCGUGGUUUGGUAUAGCGACGGUGUAUGCGCGACAGGAGCGUUGGAAAGCGUCAGAAGUUCACAUACGGCGUGCGCUGACCAUUCAUCCCCACUCGGGAGUCUUAAGAUGUCAACUAGGGCUCGCUCAGGCAGCUUUAGGUAAAAUGGACAGAGCCCUCUCAACACUAGAGCGGGCCGUACAACUGGACACAGAGAACCCCCUGUGCAGGUUCCACAGAGCAUCGGUCUUGCUGCGCGCUGGAAGACCGCAAGAUGCAUUGGCAGAUCUACAUCACUUGAAGGACAUAGCUCCGAGAGAAUCAUUAGUAUAUUAUUUACUUGGCAAGGUUCAUAGCGAGCUUGGUAACAAGCACUUGGCACUUAUGCAUUUCAGCUGGGCGACAGAUUUAGACCCGAAAGGCACGGGAGGUCACAUCAAAGAAGGCUUCGAUCCAUCAAAGCAGGAGGACCCACCAGAGAGAUCGACUUAGUUCUCUGCUGGUAAUGAACGCCGAUGACAGGCAGGCGCGUUGACUGAUCCAUGUAAAUAUCGCGCUCACCGUUCGAGCUCUUAUCGACACCAAAUCUUCCAAAUAUAGCUUUAUGGAGCUUGAUAGGUGUGUGGUGGCAUUUAGCUGCUAUAGUAGUAAGGGCGUAUCUGGAUUUGUUUAUAUGUAUAGUAUAAGUUGUGGAUAUUCCUAAUGACAUCCUAGAUUAUGUAACUUGUAUAUCAAAUUGAACUCCUAAAGUAUGCAUAUAAUUUAUAAAUGAUGCUUUUGAAAGAUCGAAGAGACUCGGGGCCUUGAUCUCAAAUGAAGUUAAUUCGACGCUGUAUGAAAAUCGAAUAAUGAUGCAAAUAUUUUUUAUUUAUUAAUGCCAUAAAAAUUCGUGAUACUGUUAACCGAGUGCUACAACCAUGUUGUUUGGGGGUUUGUGUAAGUAUCUUCUUUUGUACAAAGGCAGAGUGGUGUGAUACCAGGCCCCUGGUUCACCAACUGACAAUUGUCUGAUAUUGACAAUU